Molecule: messenger RNA, 1338 nt
Organism: Antechinus flavipes (yellow-footed antechinus)
Lineage: Eukaryota; Metazoa; Chordata; Mammalia; Dasyuromorphia; Dasyuridae
Gene: MDH1
Product: malate dehydrogenase 1
Exons: 9
Coding region: 114-1118 (334 amino acids)
Biological process (GO): malate metabolic process; tricarboxylic acid cycle; oxaloacetate metabolic process
Cellular component (GO): cytosol; mitochondrion
Molecular function (GO): L-malate dehydrogenase (NAD+) activity
Source: RefSeq, a predicted model, not a curated record
CCGGCUAAUAUCUCCUGUCCUCUUGGUUGCGUGCAGCUGCAGUUAGAGGUGACCCGUGUGGUUGGCAGUAGGUUAGUCUAGUCGUCGGUCGCCGAAGUUGUCCACUUUCAGCCAUGGGUGAACCUGUCAGAGUCUUGGUAACUGGAGCAGCCGGUCAAAUUGCGUACUCUCUUCUUUAUAGUAUUGCUAAGGGAGAUGUCUUUGGGAAAGACCAGGCUCUUGUUCUUGUCUUGUUGGAUAUCACCCCCAUGAUGGGUGUGCUGGAGGGAGUAGUAAUGGAACUGCAAGACUGUGCUCUUCCUCUUCUGAAAGAGGUCAUUGCAACAGAUAAAGAAGAGGUUGCCUUCAAAGACCUGGAUGUAGCAAUUUUGGUUGGCUCAAUGCCAAGGAAGGAAGGCAUGGAGAGAAAGGAUUUGCUUAAGGCAAAUGUGAAGAUUUUCAAAUCCCAGGGACAGGCUUUGGAGAAAUAUGCCAAAAAGUCUGUUAAGGUUGUGGUGGUUGGAAAUCCAGCCAACACCAAUUGUCUGACAGCUUCUAAGAUGGCCCCCUCUAUACCCAAGGAGAAUUUCAGCUGUUUGACUCGCCUGGAUCACAACCGAGCUAAGUCUCAGAUUGCUAUUCGACUUGGAUUGACCUCCAAUGAUGUCAAGAAUGUCAUUAUCUGGGGAAACCACUCCUCCACUCAGUAUCCAGAUGUUAACCAUGCUAAGGUUAAUAUGCAAGGGAAAGAAGUUGGUGUUUAUGAAGCUGUAAAGGAUGACAGCUGGCUCAAGGGGGAUUUUAUCUCGACUGUUCAACAGCGUGGAGCAGCUGUCAUUAAGGCUCGGAAAUUGUCUAGUGCAAUGUCAGCUGCCAAAGCAAUCUGUGACCAUGUCAGAGAUAUCUGGUUUGGAACUCCAGAGGGAGAGUUUGUUUCCAUGGGAGUCAUCUCUGAUGGCAAUUCCUAUGGGAUCCCUGAUGAUUUGCUCUACUCAUUCCCUGUUGUCAUCAAGAAUAAGUCCUGGAAAUUUGUGGAAGGUCUCCCUAUCAAUGAUUUUUCCCGUGAGAAGAUGGAUCUCACUGCAAAGGAAUUAUCAGAAGAAAAAGAGACCGCAUUUGAAUUUCUUACCAUUGCAUGACUAGAUAAAAAUUAUGGUAUUACAAAACACAUAAAAACUGAAGAAUAUAAAUGUCGUCUUUAAACUUAGUACCAAAUAAUGAUACUGUAUUUGACAAACUACAUAUGAAAAACCAUGCAUUUAAAGAUUGUGUUCUUCCUUGGUACAUAUUUGUGCCUACCAUGUCAUCAUGUUAUCAAAUGAUGUUAGUGAUGAAGUCUCAAUAAAAAUGACUGACUAA